GAACACGCAACUGACUGCCUAUAUUUUCUCCGGGCGCAAACUGACGAGCGUUGCUGCAGUUCCUUCAUACAACCUUGGGCCUCGACGAGCGCAUCUCUCCUCUCGCAACGCCAGCAAAAGCUCGCUUGACGUCGCAGGUAUUCACUGUCGUGCCAACAAUGACCGCCCAUCUCGACGAAAGCGGUCCAUCACCAGGCCAGCACAUCGAGCUGGUCGACGACAAUCCCUCUUCCCGACACGAUGGCGAAACCAGCCCUGGGUUAAGGAACAGCAAAGGCUGGGAUGGGAAGCUUCGCGUUCCCAAGAGCGCGCUCUUGGCAAACCCAGAGGCGCUGUCGGACCCAGAGUACUCGGACGAAGACAACGUCAUACCCGGCGAGGAGGUCGCUGCAGAUGAAGACCUGCUUGACGGCGAAGACCCGGACACGGACGAGAUCAUCUGCACACACUCCCGGAUCCAGUCGAUCCCCGCCCUUCGCCUAGAACGCUUCAAAAAGGUAGCCCGCAUCUGCCUGCGGCAGAACCUCAUCCAAGACAUUGAAGGAUUCUCCUGCCUCGCCUCCACUCUUCACGAUCUCGAUCUCUACGACAACCUCAUCUCCCAUGUCCGCGGCUUGGACGACCUCGUCAAUCUCAGGUCCCUCGACCUCUCCUUCAACAAGAUCAAGCACAUCAAGCACAUCUCUCAUUUGACCAACCUCACGGACCUCUACCUCGUCGCCAACAAGAUCUCCAAGAUCGAGGGCCUCUCAGGCCUAACCAAGCUGCGCAACCUCGAGCUGGGCUCCAACCGCAUCCGCGAGCUUCAAAAUCUCGACUGCCUCACCGCUCUCGAAGAGCUCUGGGUCGCCAAGAACAAGAUCACCUCCCUCGCCGGCUUGGCGGGCCUUCCGCGCCUGCGCCUCCUGUCCAUCCAGUCCAACCGGAUCCGCGACCUCUCCCCGCUCAAAGACGUGCCGCAGCUCGAAGAGCUGUACAUCUCGCACAACGCGCUCGAGACGCUCGAAGGGCUGGAGCACAACACGCGGCUGCGGGUGCUCGAGGUGUCCAACAACAAGAUCGCCUCGCUCAAGGGGCUGGGCCCGCUGGCCGAGCUGGAGGAGCUGUGGGCCAGCUACAACCUGAUCGCCGACUUCGGCGAGCUGGAGCGCGAGCUGCGCGACAAGACCGCCCUGACCACCGUCUAUCUCGAGGGCAACCUGCUGCAACUGCGGGCGCCGGCGCUGUACAGGAACAAGGUGCGCCUGGCGCUGCCGCAGGUGCAGCAGAUCGAUGCGACGAUGGUGCGUGCGGGCUAGGAGUCUAUCAUCUCUAGGUACACAAGAUAUCGCGGCACUGGAGGCAUUCUGCUUUUUUUUUUUUUUUUUCUUGCCGGCCGAGGAAUUUUGUUCUUUUUCUGGGCAGGGGUUUUGUGGCGAACUCGACCCAUACGACAGAGUAUGGUGUUUAUCUGGAGGG
Thermothielavioides terrestris NRRL 8126 is the source of this 1458-nucleotide messenger RNA. RefSeq lists its product as uncharacterized. The record is from RefSeq and is a predicted model, not a curated record. Gene Ontology annotation, molecular function: protein binding. The transcript has 3 exons. NCBI's taxonomy places the organism in Eukaryota, Fungi, Ascomycota, Sordariomycetes, Sordariales, Chaetomiaceae. The coding region runs from base 159 to 1298 and encodes 379 amino acids.